AUGACCUCGAAGAGAAGAGGUGUCGCAGUACCCGUGGCGGUGAUUGGGCUGGUGGUUGCGAUUGGCGUUGGUACCUACAAACUCGCUGUUUCGCGUAGCUACACUAGUGACGAGAUCCCUGCGGUCAAAAAGCUGGGUGACAGCGUGUGCGUGGUUGUUUCAGAGUCCAAGGACUACUCCAAGCUUCUGCAGGCUUACCCCAGAUUGGUUAUCGUGGGUGCCCAGAGUAUAGCGUUAAAGUCGGGGACAGCAGACGAUUACCGUCUGAUUGAGACAGAAACGGCAGAGGGCUGGAUCCAUGUCGUCAAGCAUUUGCGGCCCGAAAAGCUGGUUGUCGAAGACGAGCUGUCGCCAGAGCUGCCGGCUGGAAUCGAGCGAUUUGUGAAAAAGAUCCUGACAAAAAAUGAGGCUGCCAGCUACGGUCUAGAAUAUUAA
Wickerhamiella sorbophila is the source of this 435-nucleotide messenger RNA. RefSeq lists its product as hypothetical. The record is from RefSeq and is a predicted model, not a curated record. The transcript has a single exon. Bases 1 to 435 code for a protein of 144 amino acids. Lineage: Eukaryota; Fungi; Ascomycota; Dipodascomycetes; Dipodascales; Trichomonascaceae.